Messenger RNA from Eurytemora carolleeae, 993 nucleotides. Its product is annotated as histone-lysine N-methyltransferase, H3 lysine-79 specific. The coding region runs from base 31 to 993 and encodes 320 amino acids. Lineage: Eukaryota; Metazoa; Arthropoda; Copepoda; Calanoida; Temoridae. The transcript has 14 exons. The record is from RefSeq and is a predicted model, not a curated record.
UAUUAAUUUAUAUUUUAGACGAGCAAAAACAUGUUUUUAAAUAGUUUCGUAAAUCCACCGCACUCACACCACAGAGAUUGUAAAUCCUGGCUUGCGACAGAAAAUCAACACAGGGGUCACCUAGAGUUAUUGAGCACGAGAAGUAGAAUAGGAACAGGGGUAGAUAGUUCACAAGUUAAGAACACCUUAUAUUCUACAGGUGAUAUAUAUCGCGGGAAGGAGAGAGUACCCUGUACCCUAGCUCCAAGACCAGUGACGCCCCCUAAACCCCGCACAUGGCUUGUAGGAGAUGAAGCAUGGGAGUCUGUAAAGAGAGAGGUGGAGAGAAUCAAAUCUGCUCGGAAUGAAGAGGAGGCAAAAAGAGCAGAAGAACUACUCAGGAAAAGAGAAGAAACAGAAGAAGAAAGAAGAGUUAGAAUUGAUAAGUUAGAAAAGGGAUUGGUUGAGGACUGGGGUUUCCAGCUGAAACUGAAGAAGAGGGAGGAGGGGAAGGAUAAGGAGGAGGAGAACUACAGGAUACUCAGGGAGAACAAGGAAUUUGCCGAAUCCAUUCUAGCAGAAAAUGAAAGAAAAAAAGUCGAGAAAGAUCAAGUAAAACGGAUGGCUUCGGAAGAUGAGGAACGGAAGCGGAAAGAAUCCAAAAAUAAAAAAAUUAGUGAUUUGACAGCAGGGGUACAGUUUUAUACUCAAGCUAAGAAAGACUUUAACAAAUUCAAGGCAGAGGAGGUAGAACUAGAGAAGAUAGAAGAAGAAAAGAGAAAAGAGCUAGAGUUGAAGUUCCAACAUCAAAUGGAGACUAAAAAGCAUGAACAAAUGUUCAUGCAGAAUUUGCAUCAGGCUCAAGGAAAGGAAUCACAAAAAAAUCUGAGAGAACUGGAAAAACUGAAAAAAGAUUUUUUAAGAGAAGAAGAGAUGAGGAGAAAGGAAGAAAUUGCUUGCUUUAGGAAUAGAAACGUUAUCUCAGAAAUGGCUUCUGGAGGAGAUACAUGUUAG